This is a messenger RNA of Fukomys damarensis (Damara mole-rat), 2054 nucleotides long. RefSeq names its product tubulin delta 1 (gene Tubd1). The coding region runs from base 277 to 1443 and encodes 388 amino acids. Gene Ontology annotation, biological process: mitotic cell cycle; microtubule cytoskeleton organization. The record is from RefSeq and is a predicted model, not a curated record. Gene Ontology annotation, molecular function: GTP binding; structural constituent of cytoskeleton. The transcript has 8 exons. Gene Ontology annotation, cellular component: microtubule; cytoplasm. Lineage: Eukaryota; Metazoa; Chordata; Mammalia; Rodentia; Bathyergidae.
UUUUGAUGGACAGAGCAUGCGUACCAUAUCCGAAGUUGAUAAAUUGAAAUUGAACAUGCGUGAUUGACCUUUCUGAAUUAAAAAAAAAAAAAAAAAAGCUAAAUUCUUCAGGUAAAAACAUGCGCAUUCGUUCUCUGUGGCUUUUUAGGGGCUGAAAGUGAGCAUGCGCAUUGUAAGAAGGUUGAUCCUCUGAAGUUCGAAUUCGGCGGAAACCGCGGGACAGAGGGCUACAGGUUGCUCACUUUUUGAAGGAACAGGCCUACUGCGUGGCUCAGCAUGUCAAUAGUAACAGUGCAGCUUGGUCAGUGUGGCAACCAGAUUGGCUUUGAAGUGUUCGAUGCUUUAUUUACUGACUCACAGUGUUCCCAGGGAUUGUGCUCUAAGAGAGAGAAUGGAGCAUAUCAAGCAUCUUGCAGAGAAAGAUUCUUCAGGGAGGAAAAUGGAGUUCCAAUUGCCCGGGCUGUGCUUGUUGACAUGGAACCUAAAGUUAUCAAUCACAUGCUGUCAAAGGCUGCCCAGUCUGGCCAGUGGAAGUAUGGUCAGCAUGCAUACUUCUGUCAAAAACAGGGUUCUGGAAACAACUGGGCAUAUGGUUACUCUGUUCAUGGACCCAAGCAUAAGGAAUCUAUAAUGAACCUAAUCCAGAAGGAAGUGGAGAAAUGUGACUCUUUGAAUGGUUUCUUCAUCAUAAUGAGUAUGGCUGGGGGCACAGGAUCAGGGCUGGGAGCCUUCCUUACACAGCAGCUACAAGAUCACUAUUCAAAUGCUUUGAAAAUGAAUCAGAUUAUAUGGCCUUAUGGAACUGGUGAGGUUAUUGUUCAGAACUACAACUCCAUUUUGACGCUCUCUCACUUGUACCGAUCUUCAGAUGCGCUCCUUGUUCAUGAGAAUGAUGCUAUCCAUAAGAUCUGUGCAAAAUUGAUGAAUAUCAAGCAGAUCUCCUUUCGUGAUUUAAAUCAAGUCCUUGCACAUCAGCUGGGAAGUGUGUUCCAGCCUACUUAUUCUGGAGAAGGCUCGUGUCACUACAGGAGAAAUCCACUAGGAGACUUAAUGGAGAAUUUAGUUCCACAUCCUGAAUUCAAGAUGCUGGGUGUUCGUAACAUUCCUCAGAUGUCUGAGAAUUCACUGCCAUAUAGCGCCUUUACUUGGGCUGGCCUCCUGAAGCAUCUGAGACAGAUGCUCAUUUCUCAUGCAAAAAUGGAAGAAGGCAUUGAUUGGCAAGUGCAGCCUCCUUUACCAGGACUCCCACCUCUUGGCAAAAUGUCUCUCACCAGGGAGCAGCGUUUUAACACUUCCCUUGCUAACUUGGUCAUCUUGCGUGGGAGAGAUGUGCAGAGCGCGAACCUGGAGCCCAACACGCCUGCUUGGCUUCCAGCUGUCGAAUCACACAGGACUGAGCCAGCGUGGUGGGCACACCUGGAAAGCAGCACUCCCGCAGGCUGAGACAGAAAGAUCCUGGGAGCUGAAGACCAGUCCCCCCUCCCUCAGCAAUAUAAUGAAACUUUGUCUCAGAAAAAACACAAUAAAAGUGCCACAAAUGCAGCUCAGUGGCAGAGUGCUUUCCAGGCGCUGGGUUCCAUCCUUAGGGACAACAAAGAAGACAUCCAUAGGAACGCGCAGGGAGUCGCUCCCAGAGCCGAGUGGGCGGUUACAUCUCUGCCCUGUGGGCUGGGGCGGAGUCAUGGGCCUCACCGCCGGGGGCUGUGAGUGUAGUUAAAAGGUGGCAUCCCAGGGUGGGGUUCGGCUCCGGGGUCAUUUGCCUAGCACGUGGGAGGCCCUGAGUGUGAUCCCGACCACUGCAGAGCAACCAGGGUGUCCUGUUACUAAAAGGGUGAACGGGUUGCUAAACAAGAGUGGUCUCUGUGACACGCACGGGAAGGUGGAAGAGCAAUAUUCUUUUUUUUGAGACAGGGCCUUGCUGUUCAGGCUGACUUUGAACUCACAGUUAUCUUCCUGCCUCAGCCUCACUACUUACUCCUGGCAGAGCUGUAUUCCUUCUUUUUUUUGGUUAUUUUGAGACAGGGUCUCACUAUGUAGUUGAGACUGACCUGGAA